AAGGUUGUAGUGAUUCAUUUCAUGGAAAUGUGGAAUCCUGAGUCCUUCUCAACCUUCUCAAUAACUGCUUAUACAAUUGAAUGGAGAAGUUUCUUCUGGCCAAGAUGUUGCUGAGGAAGAUAAGAUUUUGCUGCCUUCUCACAAAAUGAGAACGAAUGGACAGUCAAAAUAGUGAAGAAUGCAAAGAUGAUCCAGACAAUGAUGAGACUGAAACAUACAAAGAACCGAAACAUAUGGUUAACAAAACCCUGGCCAAUGCUCAAACGGCCGCCCUUGCCGCACGCGCCACCACCACCGCCGCCGCCACCACCGCCGCCGCCGCCGCCGCCAACGCCGCCAACGCCGCCGCCGCCGUCGGGGUCGCCUUCAGUUUUGCAGCGCGAGAUAAAAAAAAUCGUUUAAAAAAACGUGGUGGUGACGCGGGUGAAAGUACCGAUCACAGUGAUGAUGCUCGAGGUGUAUAUACUUAUCUCGUGGAUAGAAGAGGUGUUGUGACUGACGCUGGAAUGAGGUUGCUUGUACUUUUUCCUACCAAGUGCUGUCGAAUUCAUUUCAAGUGGGUCAUUACGCAUCGAGUGAAUGCAGAUCAAAACUGUUCUUGGAAGUUUUCCUGGAGAAAGAAACAGUGUAUUCGUUUACAGCUGCACUUAGCAAAUAUGGUGGCAGCAAUGGUGAUCGUAGCGGACAUUGUAGUAACCAAGGUUUGUACAUUUGUGCAUUAA
Molecule: messenger RNA, 722 nt
Organism: Gryllus bimaculatus (two-spotted cricket)
Lineage: Eukaryota; Metazoa; Arthropoda; Insecta; Orthoptera; Gryllidae
Source: the annotation of a GenBank genome assembly